CCUGCUUGCAAGGCAGGUGCUUAUGCCGCUGAGCUAAACCCCUAGCUCCGUGAGUCUGAUUCUUAAACUACUUCGGGGUAAGUCAUGAUUCCAAGGGUUAGGCGGUCUUUUUCUGCCCGGCAGCAGUCAAGCCUCCGGGCGGGCCGGCGGACUUCCCGAGAUGGGCAGUGGGGCAGCGCAGCCUCCUCCGGGGGAGGCUCGGUGAUCGGGGUGGAUGGGGGUGCACAGGGCAGGCCCCUACCUUCGGGAGAUUCCGGCCGCGAUCGCCGCGCCAGCAGAGGGGAAGACGCGGGAGCAGCGACCCAGGCGCCCGCGAGCGCCAGGCGCAACCAGCGUCCGCUGGGCCGCCCAGCGGUUGCCUAGGAGCUGAAGAAUGUCUCCCUUUGGCGUCAGGGUUGGAAUGAAAAGAAACUCGGAACUGUUCGCGAACAGAGCUUCCGCCGCCCGCAGGCUGAACCCAGCUAACUUUCCCGAACAAGUAGUAGAUAACCUUCCUGCUGACAUAUCUACUGGCAUUUAUUAUGGUUGGGCCAGUGUUGGAAGCGGUGAUGUUCAUAAGAUGGUGGUGAGCAUCGGAUGGAACCCGUACUACAAGAAUUUGAAGAAAUCUAUGGAAACUCACAUCAUGCACACCUUCAAGGAGGACUUCUAUGGCGAGAUCCUCAACGUGGCUAUUGUUGGCUACCUCCGACCAGAAAAGAACUUCGAUUCUUUAGAGUCCCUUAUCUCAGCGAUUCAAGGAGACAUUGAAGAAGCUAACAAACGACUAGAUUUGCCAGAACAUCUGAAACUCAAAGAUGACAAUUUCUUCCAGGUUUCAAAAGGCAAAAUUAUGAAUGGCCACUGAUGAAUAUAAUCACUGUAUUUAUUCAUGUGCUGUUUUCUGUAUUUCACUGUUCAUAAUUACACAGUCUCAUCUUGAUUGUACUUUAAACCUCAAACAUUUUCCUAUAGCUGUGAAUUAAAGUGUACAGUAGUGUAGAGUUACCCAACGAUGCUUCCACUGUUAAAUCCAUCAUGCUUUAGUAUUAAAAAGCUUCUUUUAAAAUCAAGGUUCUUUAUGUAAUAUGCAGAUAAAAAUGAACCACUAGAAGGAUAUUAUUUUAGAAUGGAAUAAAUGUCCUAUAAGGAUGGGUAGAAAGGCAUGUCAGUAGUUUGAACUGAAAACUGAUUCUCAUGGUAAGACACCAGCAUGUAUGUGCUUGUGUAGCAUAUGUUGCUGAACAGAGAAGACUUAGAAAAGUAAAUAGAAGUUUAAUAAUUUAUUAUAAACCUUGAUAAAAAAAAGUCCAUCCUGUAUUUUUGAUAUUUUCUACAUUAAUAUAUUAUUACAGACAUGAAGAAUUUUGUAAAAUUUGGUUUAACUCAUUUCCCUUAUGAGAUCAAUUCAUUUUGCUGUUGCCUUUUGUUUUCCAUAGAGUUCCCUCAGUUCUAAGUGGCCUGGAUCUCUCUAUCAGUUUGAUUAUUUUUUUUAAUAAGACAGUUAAAAAAAAAACACCCCUAUGCAAUAUUUCAAUUCUGAAGGUCUCAUUUUUGUGUUGGAUAAUUUUUUCUUAUAUAACAGUAAAUAUUUUUGUUCUUCACAUUUUUCCUGAUGUUUGUUCUGUUUUCCUUUCACAACAACUGUAACCGUUUUCCAUUUUAAACCGCCUGCAUCUCUGCACUAAGAGGUGGCAACUGUCCCCCUCAUUCCAUUCCGUCCAUACGUGAACAGUGAUGAAGUGUGGAUCUGUGUUGCUUGGUUUUUUUUUUGCAGCACUGGGAUUAAACCCAGGCUGUCACACAAGGCCUGCGCUGGCGAACCUUUGAGAGCUCUCAGGGACAGCCGGCAGCCCGGUGCAGCAGUGUACCGUGCAUUCACCACUGUUGCUGACAGCCAGCGCUAUCCCGUGACCUGCACCCCAGCCCCUGCGCUGCAGCUGUAGGAAGCUUCCUCAGGACUCGACACCAGCCCCUUCAUCACGUGUGCUGGUGUCUUAACAUGAAGUGCUUAUUUUCCCUCUUGGGAAACUACUUAAGGGCCAGUUAAACUAUAAAGUGGUUAGCAUGUUAUUUAUUUUUCAUGUGAUUGCAUGUUCCAGAGGAAGUCUAAACGAUUGUACUUGUUUAUGCCCAGUAUAAUUCAUGCUAAUGUAAAGAGUACUUGUAGCUUGAAAGGAAGGUGUAGAUAAAACUCUAGUUAAAUGGUCUUCACAUUUUGCAUUUCCUUUUCCUGACUUUGGCCAUUUGAAUUCUUCUGUUUAUGAAGAUGAAAAGUUGAACUCUCUGGGUCCUUUAGGAAUGAAGAUCACAGUUUGCUUUGUGUCACCUGAGUACAGUGAAUCAUCUUCACUCUGGAAACCGAUUUGGGCAGAGCAGUUUGGGAGGGGAAGAGUUGAAGUAUGUAGUAGGUAAUUUUAUAGAUAAUUUAUUUUCCCUAAUUACUGAUGUUUAAUAAAUGUUUCUGAAGUAUGUUGAAACACAUGUAACGUGGGAGAAGAGGGUUGCAUGUAUGAAUUAGUUAGAUUGCAUUCUGUCUGAUUUUGGAGACAGGGACUCACUGCAGCCCGGUGCUGGGAUUACAGGUGUGGCCACCAGGCCCAGCUGCAUUUUACUUCAUGCUGUGUGCACUUAUGAUGAGCAAUGCAGGCUUGUUCAUUACUUUAUAAAAACAUUUAGAAGGUUUUUUUAAUGAUCCUGAGGACUCAGUGCACCGGCUUGUGCGUGCCAAGCAAGUACCCUGCCACUGAGUUACCCUUCUCCCCAGCCCAACCCUGAAAAUACAGCUUUUGAUGUUCGAAAUCCCAUGCUUGAAAGAAACCUUAUUUACCCAGUUAUCAGUCGCUUUAUAAAACAAAGUUGAAAGCUGACAUGGAAAUUGUUAAGACAGAUUUGUAUUAUUUUGAGUAGCCUGCUGCUGAUUACAUCCUCAUCAUAUGAAAGUUCUUGCAUAUGUCAUUGUUACUUUACAUUUCACAAAAUAGCCAUUGCUUUUGAAAAAUCCACAGUAUGUUGUCUAGGGGUUGUCUGCACUUUUUGACAGCUGUGUAUUAAGUGUUUCUGAAUUGUAAGAUGUUAUAGUAGUUCCAUUGUGAUUAGUCUGAAUGUUUUUAGGCCUUGAAAUAAAUCUUGACUAAGUAA
Molecule: messenger RNA, 3120 nt
Organism: Cavia porcellus (domestic guinea pig)
Lineage: Eukaryota; Metazoa; Chordata; Mammalia; Rodentia; Caviidae
Gene: Rfk
Product: riboflavin kinase
Exons: 4
Coding region: 374-847 (157 amino acids)
Biological process (GO): FMN biosynthetic process; riboflavin biosynthetic process
Cellular component (GO): mitochondrion
Molecular function (GO): riboflavin kinase activity
Source: RefSeq, a predicted model, not a curated record